Molecule: messenger RNA, 1715 nt
Organism: Prorocentrum cordatum
Lineage: Eukaryota; Dinophyceae; Prorocentrales; Prorocentraceae
Source: the annotation of a GenBank genome assembly
GCUCAGGCUCCCGCGCGCUUGGGCCACAGGGUUCCCCCCUUCGAAGUUCAAUCUGAGUUAGUUGCGUACGCAGUUGCUGACAAAGUCCUCGUGCCCAACAUGGGCCAUCGCCGCAGCCCCUCGCCGCCCCUUGCGCUUGGACCCGAGCCAUGGGAGCGGCAGCCGCCCGCGGGCGACUGGCUCUGGCCGCGGCCGCCCUUCGCAGCCGCCCUUCGCCCGCGCGGCCCCGGCGCACACGGGAGGCACGCCGCGCAGUUGGCGGCGGCGGCGGCGGCGCAGCCGCCCCGCAUCAGGCGGCCGCCUGGGCUCGCGGAGCUGGCGCAGCGUGAGGUUCGGUUCAUGCGGCCGCCUGGGCUCGCGGCGCUGGCUCAGCGUGAGGCCGCGCGCGCGCCGCCGGCGGGCGAGCUGCGCGGGCCUCGCCUGGACGCGCUCCUGCAGGGGAUACCGACCCCCCUCCGCCUGGGCCAGCGGGCGGCCGCUCGGGCCGCCGCACAGGCUCUCGAGCCGCCCGCAGACGGCUCCGCCGCCGGCGUGCGCGAGGAGGCCAUGCCAGCCGUGGCAGACCCAGGUGCCGCCGCCGCUGACAUACCCCCACCAGUUCGCGACAGUAUGGGCAGAGCCGCACUCUCUGACGCGCAGCCUUUUGCCAUGUCAGCGGGGCCCGCCCGCCUCGUCGACGCCGGGCAGACCCCAAUGGGUGCGCAUGCGCCGUGACUUAUAACUUAAAAACUUCUCAUUAUCCCUCUGCCCAAAAAUCGUGGGACAGGGGAGCAUCGGCAUAGCAUCGGCAUGAUCCCGCCAGCUUUCUGUUACCAUUUGUCCCCCUUUCCGCGUGCCGCCAGCUUUCUGUUACCAUUUGUUCCUUCCCAGCGUGCCGCCAGCUUUCUGUUACCAGGACAGGUAUGUGAUACAUUUGCUGCCACUGUGUUGCAGGACCUCUGAAUACGCCAGAGCGGCGACAGCUUAAUAUGCCACAUUGCGCCGUCUCAGUGUCGCGGGGGUGGUGGCAACGCCACUUCUGCGAAGCCUCGCGCGGGUGGUGACAGCGCCACUCUUGCGAGGCAAGUUUUCGCCCGGAACUCUUUGGCCCAAGUUUGGUGCGCUGUGUUGAAAAAUGGUCCAUCAGCGUACCGAGGAGAGCGAACAAGAUCGCCUAUCCGUUCGCCUCGCUAUCUCGGUAAACACCCCACUGAACUUCGAAAGAGACCCAGGCCCCAAGAUGCCCCAACACGGUUGUUAUGCGAUCACAGCCUUCGUCCAAUACAUUUUUGCUUGCUUCAGUUGCAGCACUGUUCAAUCAUUCGAUCUUGCUGCAUGAGCCUUGCGCGACCGCAACGCACCAUCUCCGUGCGAAGUAGUGUGCGUGCGCAGCCUUCGUCCUGCACGUGCUCCGCCAGCUGGCGUGUCAGCGCGUGCAUUUAAUUUCACGGCUGUGUUCCCUCCUUCGUCCGUCUUUCUUCGAUAUUCUUGCAAGUGCUCCGCCACCCGGCGUGACAGCGCGUGCAUGAUUUUUCAAGGCAGUUUGUUGGGCGUCCUUUGGCACUGCUAUUUUUUCUGCACGUGCUCGCCAGCUGGCGUGGCAGCGCGCACAUUCUAUUUCAGGGCAGUUGUCGUGACGUCCUUUGUCAUUCCUUGUCCUUCCCGCACAUUUUCGGCAAGACAAGCCAAGAACAUGUGACGACAUCCAGACCAGCAAGCUACGGCCUCGAUAUUUC